AAAAAAAUACAGAAUAAGACGCCUAAAACUGAAGAAGCCGAGGUUUUGUCGUACAACAGAAAACUGAACUAUAUCACCGUCACUGUCUUGUCUCUUCCUCCUUCCGCCGCCACUUCAAGCGGCGGCAGAACACCACCGCCCGGCGCAACACACUUGGUCGGAGCCGGCGACGCUGCCCUCUUCCCCUUUCUGCCCGGCGAAGAACCCCCUCAGCAGAACCAGAAACGCUCUUAUUGUUACUAUUACUCCACCGUGCAACACCCAGAACCACCGUCAACCACCACCACGUCCUUCUUCAUCCGCCGCUGUUGAAUGUCAAUUGAAUGAUGCGGUUUCCUCUAUUCCAAUUAUUCCCCAAAACCCCUCAUCACUCCUUAAGGUUCGCAUCCACUGCACUUGCUCAACUCAAUUUCUCAGACACUCCGAAUUCCUCAUCUUGUGACCCUGACCUUCACGCGCAAACCCUCGACCGUUUGCAAAACGACCCUUAUCGUGCAAUUUCCUUCUUCCAUGAUCUCAAGCAGCAGGGGUUCCCUCACAGCAUUUCAACCUAUGCUGCCAUAAUCAGGAUCUUCUGCUACUGGGGCAUGGAUAGGAGGUUAGAUUCUCUCUUCCUUGAACUAAUUGCCCUUUCGAAACGAGACCCAUUGUUCGAAAUCCAUGACUUGUUUGAGGAGCUUCUGGAGGGGGAGGAGGAUGAGGGUCUUGAUGGGAAGCCCUUCUUGCGCAGAGCAUUUGAUGGGUUUGUUAAAUCUUGUGUUAGUCUUAGCAUGUUUGAUGAGGCUAUUGAUUUCUUGUUUCUUAAUAGGAGGCGCGGAAUUCUGCCUAAUAUCUUGACUUGUAACUUUCUCCUCAACCGGUUGGUUGGACAUGGUAAAGUGGAGAUGGUCCUGGCAAUUUAUGAGCAGCUCAAGAGGCUUGGUUUGAGCCCUAAUCAUUACACCUAUGCCAUUGUCAUGAAGGCGCUGUAUAGGAAAGGUGAUGUGGUUCAUGUGUUUCAAGAAAUGGAGGAAGCUGGGGUGACUCCUGAUUCCUAUUGUAAUGCAGUUUUAAUUGAGGGCCUCUGCAAAAAUCAUAGGUCUGAUUGGGGAUAUCAGUUUCUCCAAGAAUUUAGAAAGGUGAAUGCUCCCAUAGAGGUUUAUGCUUACACCGCUGUUAUUCACGGGUUUUGUAAUGAAAUGAAAUUAGAUGAAGCUGAGAGUGUUGUUUUGGACAUGGAAAGGCAGGGGUUGGUUCCUGAUGUGAAUAUUUAUUCUGCAUUGAUCUGUGGUUAUUGUAAGAGUCAUAAUCUGCCCAGAGCUUUAGACUUAUAUGCUGACAUGAUUUCAAAGGGUAUAAAAACAAAUUGUGUACUUGUUAGCAACAUCCUUCACGGCCUUGUUGAGAUGGGCAUGGAUUCGGAUGUGGUAGAUAAGUUUAAAGAAUUCAAGGAAUCAGGCAUGUUUCUUGAUGGGGUAGCUUAUAAUAUUGUGUUUGAUGCUUUAUGUAAAUUAGGUAAAGUGGAUGACGCAAUAGAAAUGCGGGAAGAGUUGAGAGUUAAGAACAUUGAUUUAGAUAUUAAACACUACACAACCCUUAUUAAAGGGUAUUGCCUUCAGGGUAACCUCAUUGAUGCCUUUUAUAUGUUUAAUGAAAUGAAAAAUAAAGGUUUUAAACCUGAUAUUGUCACAUAUAAUGUCCUGGCUGCUGGGGUGUGUAGAAAUGACGAGGCUCGUGUGGCAAUUAACAAUUUCGAUGAAAUGGAGAGUGAUGGUGUGGAGCCAAACUCAACUACACACAAGAUGAUCAUUGAAGGUUUAUGUUCAGUAGGCAAGGUUGGUGAAGCUGAGGCUCAUUUUAACCGUCUACAAGAUAAGAGUGUUGAAAUCUAUUCUGCCAUGGUGAAUGGCUAUUGUGAAGCAAGCAACAACAACAACAACUACGGCGACGACAAAAGCCCGACCCCAAUAAGUGAGGUCGGCUAUUGUAAAGUAGACCUUGUCGAAAAAGCAUAUGAACUUUUCCUUGAGCUGUCAAACAAAGGAGAUAUUGCAAAAGAAGAAUCUUGUUUCAAGCUACUUACAAAACUCUGUUUGGUAGGGGACAUUGGCAAAGCUAUGAAGUUGCUGGAGACCAUGCGGUCAUUGAAUGUGGAACCUAGCCAAAUAAUGUAUUCUAUAGUAUUAGAUGCUUUGUGCCAUGUUGGGAAGACAAAACAUGCUCGCUCUUUGUUUGAUUCUUUUGUGGGGAGAGGAUUUACUCCUGAUGUUGUAACUUACACAACUAUGAUAAAUAGUUAUUGCAGGAUGAAUUCCUUGAAAGAGGCCCUUGACCUCUUCCAGGAUAUGAAGAGGAGAGGGAUCAAACCUGAUGUCAUUACCUACACAGUUUUACUUUAUGGGAGCUUUAAAAAUGCAGCGGCAUUGGAUGUUAUCAACACCAUCUGGAGAGAUAUGAAGCAAACAGAAAUAAGUCUAGAUGUUGUUUGUUACAGUGUUUUGAUUAAUGGUCUCAUGAAGACAGAUAACUAUGAAGAUGCAAUUAGACUAUUUGAAGACAUGAUUGACAAAGGACUGGAACCAGAUAAGGUCACAUACACUGAUAUGAUUUCUCUCUACUAUAAAAAAGGGCUCAUGAAGGAAGCUUCUGAAUUGCUUGAUGAAAUGUCUUCAAAGGGAAUGACACCAAGUUCGCAUAUCAUCUCAGCUGUGAAUCGCAGUAUUCUAAAAGCUAGAAAGGUGCAAUUUCAUGAGUAGUUUGUCAGUUCAGACUGUCAGUGCUUGGAUCUAUCUCAAGUUCUAAAAUCUAUCUGGUCAAUACUCAAUACCUAAAGACUGAUGCAAAGAGACUGUGCAAACAACUUAUCCAACUGAAACAUAAAGUUAACACUCCUUCCAGACAUAGCCACAAUGUAUAUUUGGGAUUUUUGGACCUAAUGUUGAUACAUUAGAUCAUUAUGAAAAAACAUGGGGAGGCAUUGCUAUGUGCUGGUAACAUUCUUCAUUGGCAGGAAAGGUAACUAUCAUGUCUAGGCAUUAAUAACCUUCAAGACUUGGGUGAUAAUUAAUUGUACACCCUAUCUAACAACGCAAAGUAUUCAACCAUUUUUAUUAACUACAUUAAUUUAAACCAAUCAUCAGUAAAUAAUUUUUUUACCCAAAUUGUGUUGACUCAAAUUGAUUAUGUUCAGUAUUACAUAUCUGUUUAAUACUGGCAUGAUGUGGUCGCGGCACAAUAUUUGUAGAACUUCAUUUUCAUGUAGCAGGUCUGUAUUAACUUUCUUUUCUUUGAGGCAUCUGCUGAACCUUAUGAAGAUUUGAAGAUCUUCGUUGGGAACUUGCAAUGGGAUGUUGUGACUUGUGAGUGACCAAUUGACCAAUCUUUUUUAGGAGGCUGGGUCGGUGAAAUUUGCUGAGGUAAUAUGAAUGAGAUUUGAAGGGUUUAACUCUUAGUUUUAACCAUUUGAAUUGGAGGCUGUGGUUAGUUUAUUCAAGACAUGUUGAUGGUGACGGUGACCUUUCCAUUCAGUUAACAGUAAUUUUGGCUUUUACUGAUUGAAACAACUGGAAGAACGGAUGGGGAUGAUUUCCCCAACUUGCAAUUUCAAUUUUCUUUUGCCUCUGAGUGACUUUGACGGUUCAAAGUGAAAGAGCAGGAGAGAAAUUUAUAUGCGUGAAGCCAGAAUUUUUGGAUUUGUAUGUGAAAAGAACACCUCAACAGGCUGUUCAUUGUUGUGAACGAGUUUAGCAAGUGGGGGAGGAUCGCGCCAAGCGUGGCUGCUGCUUCUACUCCGACCGGCCGCGAUUCAAUGCAGCUAGAUCGCAGAUGUGGGUUAGGUGGGUGCUGGCGGGUUGAUAAGGAACGGCGCGAGACGUUGGCUGUCGGGGAUUGCUUAUUCUUAUGGGGCUGGAAAUGCUUUCUAGGCGGAGCUUUUGGUCGUGCGCGUGGGUUUGAAACAUGCUUGCGAGUUGCAUUUUCAAGAUAUAAUUUGUAAUUCAGAUUACAGUGAGGCUGUUGAGCUUUUGGGGGCAAAAUGGAGAGGUCCGUGAUUACUGAUAGGGAGAGCUUAUUUCUUCUAUUCGUGAGAUGUUGGCUUGGAAUUGGAGAGUUCAUAUUAUUCAUAUUGAUCGGGAGAGGAGUCGAGUUGCUGAUGCAUUUGCUAAGCAAGUGGCUCGGAUGCGUUGUCCCCUUCAUGUUUUGAAGGCUCCUCAUUCGAACGUUAUUUCAUUUUUGUGUCACGAUACUCUAGUUUAGUCAUUUCGUUUUGUGAUUAUUUUCUUUCCUCUUGUUACCGAAAAAAGAAAAACACAUUGUAAAUAAAUUAUGGAUUUAAUUUACACACGUACAUCAAAUUAUAUCUUA
Molecule: messenger RNA, 4341 nt
Organism: Lotus japonicus
Lineage: Eukaryota; Viridiplantae; Streptophyta; Magnoliopsida; Fabales; Fabaceae
Product: pentatricopeptide repeat-containing protein At2g26790, mitochondrial
Exons: 7
Coding region: 324-2735 (803 amino acids)
Molecular function (GO): protein binding
Source: RefSeq, a predicted model, not a curated record